Molecule: messenger RNA, 836 nt
Organism: Candoia aspera
Lineage: Eukaryota; Metazoa; Chordata; Lepidosauria; Squamata; Candoiidae
Product: ferritin light chain, oocyte isoform-like
Exons: 4
Coding region: 152-685 (177 amino acids)
Biological process (GO): intracellular iron ion homeostasis; iron ion transport
Cellular component (GO): cytoplasm
Molecular function (GO): ferrous iron binding; ferric iron binding
Source: RefSeq, a predicted model, not a curated record
CUUCCUCUGGGCUCGCCGCGCUCAGUCCGGACCUCGCUUUUGGCUUUCGUUCCUUCGCUCUUGCUUCAACAGUGCUUGAACGGAGCAGGGUCGCAGCCACCCCAUCCUCAAGUCCUUUUGCCAGCCAGUCCAACCAACUUCGACUUGCACCAUGAGCUCUCAGAUCCGUCAGAACUACCAUGCCGAAAGCGAAGCAGGCGUGAAUCGCUUGGUCAAUCAGUUCCUUCAGGCCAGCUACACCUACCUGUCCUUGGGUUUUUACUACACCCGGGAUGAUGUGGCGCUGCCCAAGUUCUCCUCCUCCUUCCGCCACCUGUCUGAGGAGAAGCAUGAACAAGCGGAGAAACUCUUGACCUUCCAGAACCGCCGUGGGGGAAGAGUUGUCCUGCAGGAUGUCAAGAAACCAGAGCAAGAUGAAUGGAAGAAUGGAAUCAUUGCCAUGGAAGCUGCCCUGAAGCUGGAGAAGACCCUGAACCAGGCCCUGCUGGAUUUGCAUCAAGUUGCUUCACGCCAUACAGAUCCCCACCUUUGUGACUUCUUGGAGACUCACUAUUUGGAUGAGGAGGUGAAGGUGAUCAAGAAGCUGGGAGACCAUGUGACCAACCUGAAGCGUGUUUGUGCCCAGGAGGAAGGCCUUGGGGAAUACCUCUUUGACCGUCUCACUCUGGGCGAAUCCAGUGACUGAGCCUAGAGGUACUGCCUCCCUCCCAGUUCCUACAGCCUUAAGUGUGUUAAAAGUUGGCUGCUCAAUAAAUAUGGUCUCUGUGCCCCUGUCCAUUUGGGGGGGAGGAGCUGAGUCUGUAACUGGCAUUAAAUAAACUUGGCAUUAAGCACUA